Eimeria necatrix is the source of this 861-nucleotide messenger RNA. RefSeq lists its product as hypothetical. Gene Ontology annotation, molecular function: tubulin binding. The transcript is spliced from 6 exons. Bases 1 to 861 code for a protein of 286 amino acids. The record is from RefSeq and is a predicted model, not a curated record. Lineage: Eukaryota; Apicomplexa; Conoidasida; Eucoccidiorida; Eimeriidae. Gene Ontology annotation, biological process: intracellular signal transduction; microtubule polymerization.
AUGGCUGAGCCUGGCUACUGCCGCCUGGGGGGUUCCUCGUCUCCCUUAAAAAAAGGCUACGAGAGCGGCGGGGGUAUAUGGGUAUCCCGCGCAGUGUCGUUCGGCCUAGAGGAGGAGCAGCAGCUGCAGCAGCAGCAGCAACGGCGCCGUUCCUUCUACACGCCCCCUCCCCCUUGUCCUCCGACGGUUGUUGUACCCCUUAAAACAAACUUCUAUGAGCCCUGGGGCUUCUCAGGACCUCCGGGCACCCCGGAGGAGCUAAGGGCUGCCAGCGCCGACAAGCGCCCAAAGCAGUACAAAACCGUCUUCGACAGGCUCACUAACUCGGCCUUUUACACGGGAGUACACAGGGAGCGCUUCGACGAGUUGGGCAACGGCCGCGGGUUGGCGGGCCGCGAGUAUUUGUAUGCGCACGACGGCAUGACUGAAAGUCCCUCGAGGACUCAUGAAGUUUAUUCUUCAGUGAUUCGGAGGCCGAGAAGGGCGACGGUGACUCCCGGAACUCUCGGGGUGCAGCGCUUUGGGCUGCAGACUUCUCCGCCGCGUUUGCUGUGGCUCUUCCGCAAUGGCGACAAGCACCACGAUGGCACUCCCUUCUUUGUCAAGUCCCACAUCAAGACUCUCGAGGCUCUUUACCAAGAGCUCACCAAAGUCAUCACCCCCAUUGCGGGCCCUGUCCGGCGACUCUACGACCAAAAUCUGCGUCUGGUGGUCGACUUGGCAGAUCUUGUCGAUGGAGCCAAGUACUUGUGCACUUCAGGGGAGCCCCCGUCCUGCGCCGAACGGCUGCAGAAGUUUUUGAGUGAAUGGGUCGUUCAAAAGCCGCACACCAAAGUGUGGAGCGAGUUCUUCGUCGUGUAG